This is a messenger RNA of Neodiprion fabricii, 2063 nucleotides long. Its product is annotated as 1-acyl-sn-glycerol-3-phosphate acyltransferase alpha-like. Gene Ontology annotation, cellular component: endoplasmic reticulum; membrane. Gene Ontology annotation, biological process: phosphatidic acid biosynthetic process. NCBI's taxonomy places the organism in Eukaryota, Metazoa, Arthropoda, Insecta, Hymenoptera, Diprionidae. Bases 572 to 1447 code for a protein of 291 amino acids. The record is from RefSeq and is a predicted model, not a curated record. The transcript is spliced from 6 exons. Gene Ontology annotation, molecular function: 1-acylglycerol-3-phosphate O-acyltransferase activity.
GGCUUCGCGCGUCUAGACGGAAACAAUGCAUCCGAAUGUGCGUAGGCGUCAUGGAAUUCCCAAGGUCAAGGAUGAAUCACGGGCACGAGAGGCGCUCGAAUACCUCGUCGUCUGCAGGAGUCUGCGAAAUGAUGGUGCAGAUACGCGGUGGCAAACCCUUCUUCGUUGAACAAUUUCAGAAACAGCCCCGUACUGUGACAAACUAACAUUUACAUCGUCGAAACGAUUUUUUGGGUGACUUGAAAGAGAAAAAAAAAAAAAUCUGUAAUUACUCAACUGCAAUAACGUUUGGUGCCUAAUGUAUCCAAAUUUUAUACGAUUCAGUUGAGACAUACGUACAUAAGUCGUUCUAACUUGAUGAAAAAUCACUUUCGAGCGAUCGAUAUUUGUCUAUGCGAGCAAAGUUCUCGUUGCCUAGAUAAGAAUAGCAUUCAUCGUCCAUUUGAAAACACUUCAGUCGCUCGACCGCUUGCCCAGGCUAUGUUUGGUGGGAAAACGUAUCUUCGAAAAAACCGCCGACUAUACGAAUCAAUAGAAUUUCAUUUGUUGGAAGAUCCGUAUCAAGUCAAGGAUGACUACUUGGCUGCUCUAUUUUUUGGCCAUCAUUUUCCUGCUGGUAGCUUUAAUUCUGACAUCGGACAGCCAUGACGUGGUUCGUUUUCACGCCAGGUUCCUUUUGUACUACAUAGUCUCCUCUACCAUCGCCGUGAUGGGCAUACCUUACAUCAUGCUCAGACCUAAAGAUGUCAGGAAUUGCCGGGAUCUGUCAGCACUGCUCAAGCAAGUUACCAAAAUCUUGGGUAUUCAGUGGGAACUUCGUGGUGCGGCUGAAUUGAGUGUAGAGCGGGGAUGCGUCGUAGUCGCCAAUCAUCAAAGCACACUCGACAUUCUUGGAAUGUUCAACAUCUGGCAAGUAAUGGGAAAAUGUGCACCUGUGGCAAAGCAAGCGAUUUUUUAUGCCUGGCCCUUCGGCUUGGCGGCUUGGCUGGCCGGGGUCGUUUUCAUUGAUAAGCGAACGCCGGGGAAAGCUGUGGCGACUCUCAAUGAAACGAGUAAACUUGUCAACACUCGCAAGGUCAAGAUGUGGAUAUUUCCUGAGGGUACGCGAAAUAACAACAUUAUUGCGAAGGGUAUGCUGCCCUUUAAGAAGGGCGCCUUUAGAAUUGCAAUCGAGAAUCAAGUUCCGCUUCUUCCAAUAGUCUACUCGCCGUACUACUUCAUUAAUCAUAGAAAUCACUACUUCGGCAGAGGUAAAGUGAUUGUUCAAACUUUAAAGCCUGUACCUACAGAAGGUCUGGGAUUGAAAGACGUCGAUGAUCUGAUGGAAAGGACGCAAAAAAUGAUGCGAGAAGCUCUGAAGGAGUUGACGAAAGAAGUCCUUGCACCAUUGCCACCAGAUUAUCCUGGACUCCAAGGGAUAGAAAUCCCUAAGACUGAAAUGAGUUGAUGAGUAAAUCGUUGCCUUCAUGUUAAUCAUGUAAUCAUUCGAAGAUGAUUAAUUACUGGUAAUCAUAUAUUGUUGCGAUCCAAUAUCAGCGUAGUAUAUGCUGUUCGUUACUUUACAGAAAUCUAUCAGGAUACCGAAGACUGAUCAAUUUUUAGUGAAUUAGUAGGCCAAUUAGCUGCGAUGUGAAGCUAUAAUUAUUCUACCAAAAUAUCAAUUGUGAAAGGAGAAUCACAGUCGAUUCGACAAAGUAAACAAUUCGUUAAUAUCAUCGAUAUCUUAUUUGUAUUUUACGUAUAAUGUGCCAGCAAUUUUCAUUAUAUUUGUAACAAGUAACAUAUUUUAUGCACAUGUAGUGGAUGCGACAUUUGUCAUUUAAUGAUACAUAAGUAAUAAACAUUAGAAAUUUACAAAUGAUUAUUUAAACUAAUAAUUUUUCGCAACCCAACUGCAAAUCUUAGGUGUGUACAAAGAAUGUGAACGAUAUGCUGCCUUGUGAAUAUCUACGGCAGGCAUUUUCUGUACCAACAGUAUACGUGCAUUUGAAGUUCGGUUUACAUAUAUUACCUGAAAUAUUGUAAAUUAAAGUGUUAAAAAGUAAAGUGAUAAAUAUAGAGUU